AUGUUCCUCUACCAGCUGCUCAACUUUUUCUUUGCAGCCACCAAAAAGGAGGAGGACUCCAUGUAUGACCUGUCCCUGUACAAGCGUGGAGACUUGCUGGAGGUGCCCAGGACAUUAUUCACACAUUUUGGUAUUUACCUGGGUGACAAUCGGGUGGCUCAUCUCAUUCCAGACAUCCUGCCUGCCAUCACCAAGGAUAAAUCUACAAUAGCCAAGAUGGUGACAAACAACCGCCUGUUAAUGGGUGUCCUCGCCAAGGUGGCCAGCGUCAGAGUGGACUCUGUGGCAGACUUUGCAUAUGGCUCUGACAUCCUGAUUAACCAUAAGGACAAAGUAUGUAGGCAGCCCCCAUUGGAUGGGGAAGAAGUGGCGCGAAGGGCUGAGAAGCUGCGGGGAUCAGUUACCUACAGCUUACUGUGGUACAACUGUGAACAUUAUGUCAUGUACUGCAGAUAUGGCAUGGCCAUCAGCUACCAGACAUACCAGUUUUGCACCACAGUACGUAAGAUUGUGUUCAGCAGAAUGAAUGCCUACCUGACUGCACUGUGCGGUGUGUGCUUCAUGCUCUGCCUGAGCUGCGUGACGCCGCUGACGGUUGUCCUCACCGUGCUCGUCUCCUUCACCAUCUGGAUGGCUUCCUAGGCUCCGGAUAAAAGACUGACAGAUAAAAAUGAAGUGCAGCAAAAUUGAAAUAAUAUGCAACAGGAACUCCCGGUUUUACAUGCGGGUUGUUAUUCCAGCAAGGUGAUUUUAUAUUGUUUGUUUUGAUUUCAUUUGUUUUUUAUUGUCUGGUACCGACUGGAAAUUCAUCUGCUAAACACUUUUUAUCGGUAAUGGGUCACAUAUACAUGACUUCAAACAUUUGAAGUAAAUAAUUGCGCAGUUUACUAAUGUGUACAAAUGUGGGAUCACAAACGUCAAGAGAACCAGUAUAAACCAGGAAAAUGAAGAUAAUCAGUAAUUAGACAACUGCUUCAACAUACAAUGUUCUCCAAUGAUUUAGCUAACCCUUGGUUAAGAUGUGGAAAAAGCAUUAAAAGAAAUUGAUCUUU
Molecule: messenger RNA, 1052 nt
Organism: Girardinichthys multiradiatus
Lineage: Eukaryota; Metazoa; Chordata; Actinopteri; Cyprinodontiformes; Goodeidae
Product: lecithin retinol acyltransferase-like
Exons: 2
Coding region: 1-642 (213 amino acids)
Biological process (GO): retinol metabolic process
Molecular function (GO): phosphatidylcholine-retinol O-acyltransferase activity
Source: RefSeq, a predicted model, not a curated record